Molecule: messenger RNA, 690 nt
Organism: Pipistrellus nathusii (Nathusius's pipistrelle)
Lineage: Eukaryota; Metazoa; Chordata; Mammalia; Chiroptera; Vespertilionidae
Source: the annotation of a GenBank genome assembly
AUGGACCUUUGGCAGUUCUUAGUCUUGCUGUUUGUCCUGCUCGUGUCUGGGACAAGAGUCACAGACACCCAGAGGACCACCGUGGACCCGAGCCUGGAGAUCUACAAGAAGCUGUUUGAGGUGAAGCGGCGGGAGCAGCUGUUGGCAUUGAAGAACCUGGUGCAGCUGAAGGAUGUCCACCAGCAGUACAAGAUCCUUGACGUCAUGCUCCAGGGGCUCUUUAAGGUGCUGGAGGACUCCCGGACAGUGCUCACUGCUGCGGACGUGCUCCCAGAAGGGCCCCUCCCCCAGGACGAGAAACUGAAGGACGCUUUCUCCCAGGUGCUGGAGAACACGGCCUUCCUCGGCGACCUGGCGCUGCGCUUCCCGCGGAUCGUGCACCACUACUUCGACCACAACUCCAGCUGGAACCUCCUCAUCCGCUGGGGCAUCAGCUUCUGCAACCAGUCGGGCGUCUUUGACCAGGGGCCCCACUCGCCCAUCCUCAGCCUGAUGGCCCAGGAGCUGGGGAUCAGCGAGAAAGACUCUGACUUCCAGAACCCAUUUAAAGUGGACCACACAGAGAUCAUUUCUAGCACCGACCCUUUCCAGAAGGCCCUGAGACAAGAGGAGAAACGGCGGAAAAAAGAGGAGAAGCGGAAAGAGAUCCGAAAAGGCCCGCGGAUCUCGCGAUCCCAAUCCGAGCUAUAG